GUCUUUUGGAAUUUGUGUGAGCUUCCGGAAAGGCUCGCCGGAAAAUAGCAAAUAUUAUCCAUUGAAGACACUCAGAUUAAUGGGUCGAGGAAAGAUAGAGAUAAAGAGGAUAGAGAACAACACAAACAGGCAGGUGACCUUCUGCAAGAGGAGAAAUGGACUGCUGAAAAAGGCAUAUGAACUUUCUGUUCUUUGUGAUGCUGAGAUUGCUCUCAUUGUUUUCUCUAACCGUGGUCGCCUCUAUGAAUACUCUAAUAACAAUGUUAAGGCAACUAUAGAACGAUACAAGAAGGCAACAGCAGAAACCUCUAGUGCGUACACUACUCAAGAGCUCAAUGCACAGUUUUACCAACAAGAAUCAAAGAAGCUGCGGCAACAGAUACAAAUGAUGCAGAACACAAAUAGGCAUUUGGUGGGUGAAGGGUUGAGCUCCUUGAAUGUGAGGGAGCUGAAGCAGUUGGAGAACAGACUUGAACGAGGCAUUACAAGAAUUAGGUCCAAAAAGCAUGAAGCAAUACUAGCUGAGACUGAGAAUUUGCAGAAGAGGGAAAUUCAACUGGAACAAGAAAAUGCAUUCCUUAGAUCAAAGAUAGCAGAAAAUGAGAGGCUGCAGGAACUAAGCAUGAUGCCAUCUGGUGAGCAAGGUGGACAAGAGUAUAAUGCAUUUCAACAAUAUUUAGCAAGAAAUAUGCUCCAACUCAACAUGAUGGAAACUGCAGUACCAUCUUAUGAUCCCUUGUCUCCUGACAAAAAGUCUCAUCUCCAACUUCACUGAAACCUUCCUAGUAAAAUCCAUCUCUGCUAUGGAGGAAGGAAUGUGCUCUGCUCUUUUGGAACAUAUAAAUAAUCUCUCUGCUUUUGCUUUACCACCUUAUUUUGAUGUUUUUGAAUUGUUUGCUACUCCCUAUUACUUAUAAACUCUGGACGUAUCAGCUUUCUUCCAAUAGACUCGCCAUCUUUUUAUAAAAUUUGGGGCUUACU
Solanum dulcamara is the source of this 981-nucleotide messenger RNA. RefSeq names its product agamous-like MADS-box protein AGL11. Gene Ontology annotation, molecular function: DNA-binding transcription factor activity, RNA polymerase II-specific; protein dimerization activity; RNA polymerase II cis-regulatory region sequence-specific DNA binding. The record is from RefSeq and is a predicted model, not a curated record. The transcript is spliced from 9 exons. NCBI's taxonomy places the organism in Eukaryota, Viridiplantae, Streptophyta, Magnoliopsida, Solanales, Solanaceae. Gene Ontology annotation, biological process: positive regulation of transcription by RNA polymerase II. Gene Ontology annotation, cellular component: nucleus. Bases 80 to 775 code for a protein of 231 amino acids.